AUGUCCUACAUCCCCUCCCUAACCCUCCCACCCCAAAUCCUCGCCUCCCCAACCCUCUCUAUCCUUCUCCCGCUCGGGCUUGGUUUUACCUCCGGCUAUCUCUCGCAACUCGGCCCUAAAUCCACCACCACUACCAGCACUACGACCAGCACCACCAGCGAUACCCCUCCCUCAUCAAACGCAAAACCAAUAGAAAAACGAUACCUCUCUCUCCGCCAACCACCCUUCCGCCCACCACCCUGGCUCUUCGCCCCCGCCUGGACCGCCCUCUACAUCCUCAUGGGCUACGCGUCGCACCGCGCGUGGACAACGAGGAUGAGCAGUUUCGUGCCGCGCGUCGUCGAAGACACACGCAGAGGAGCAACAUUAUACACGAUCGGGUUGGGGUUGAAUCUGGCGUUUAUGCCAUUGUUCUUUGGGCUGGGAAGGCCGGUGGAGGCGCUCGUGGACGUUGGUCUAUUGACUGCUAGUACUGUGUAUCUGGCGAAGAUCUGGUCGAAGGUUGAUGUGGUGGCGAGUUGGUGUUUGGCGCCGUAUAUUGCGUGGUUGGGGUUUGCGACGUAUUUGACUGCGGGGACGGGGUAUUUGAAUGGGUGGAGCAUGAAGGGGGGGAAGGCGGAGGGUGGGAAGGCGGAGUGA
Messenger RNA from Cyphellophora attinorum, 639 nucleotides. RefSeq lists its product as uncharacterized. Gene Ontology annotation, cellular component: mitochondrial outer membrane. The record is from RefSeq and is a predicted model, not a curated record. The transcript has a single exon. Lineage: Eukaryota; Fungi; Ascomycota; Eurotiomycetes; Chaetothyriales; Cyphellophoraceae. Bases 1 to 639 code for a protein of 212 amino acids.